AUGACUAUUCAAGCUGAAUGUAUGUAUUUGACAAGUCCACUUGAAUGGAAUGAAUUCAAUCCGAAUACUUUCGAUGGUUUCUACUAUAAUUCAACAAAGUCAAUUCCACUGACUGAUCUACAUAUGAAACGUUUAUUUUUCUCUGAUUUUCCACCACGAAAUACUUCCACCGUUAAACACAUUAUCAACUAUUGGCUUUUAAAUGGUGGUGGUGGUUCACAAUACGGAAUGGAAACGUUUGGUGUAUCGAUGUUGAAACAAAUUAUUUUAAAUAAAUAUCAUCAAACAUAUCCUCAAACACAUCCAAUAAUGUAUCUAUUCCAAUAUAGAGGAGCAGGUUUGAGUGAACCAUCGAUUCAUUGUUAUACAGCAACAACAUGGAUUGAUUGUGCUAAAGAAUUGAUUCAAACAACUGUACCUACUUCUGUCAAUGAAUCAUUAAAAAUAAUCAAUGCUAUGACAAAUCAAAAUAUUGCACAAGAUUUACAAUAUCAAGUUCAAUAUUCAAUCAAUCAAUCACAACCAUUAUCUCCGACAUCGACUUAUAUCUAUGGAUUAAGUCAAGGUACAGGCAUUAUUCAAUAUUAUCUAUCAAUUCAAUCGAUCAAUUCUCAAUUACAACCUAUCAAUGGAAUAAUUCUCGAUGGAAUAAUGUCGAUAAAAAAAUCGGAUGUCUUUCAAAAUCAAAUCAAAUCAAUCAAUAAUCGAUUUUAUUUAUAUUUAUCUAAAUGUCAAAAUGAUAUAUUCUGUGCAACGACUUUUAAACAUGUUACUGGUACUGAUGAAGAUAUUAUAACUGCUACAUUAACAUUACAAAUGCUUUUCUUGACUAAUUUGACAAAUCCUAUGUGCACGACUAAUUUAGGAUUGAAUAAUUGGAAUUUAUUUACUAUUAUUGCUAGUCAAAGUAUUGAACUUAUUUCUAUUCGUCCACUUGCUGCAGUACUUAUUGCACGUCUAUAUCGUUGUUCAGUCGAAGAUCAACGAGUUUUAUCUCGAACAUUGCCAAUUCUAAUUGCCUUGGCAGAACAAUCGUUAACACCAAAAUUAGUCGAUCCACCUAGUGUAUAUCCAGAUGAUGGAAAUGUUUUAAGUAUAACAACAAUUUGGAGUGAUUUUGUUGGUUUCACAUUAGAUGAAAAUUUCAAAACAAAUGCUAGUUUUUUCAAUGAUUUUUGCAUCAAUAGUGGUAUUACCAAUGAAUUUUAUUUAGCACCAACAGGUCCAAUGCCAGUGUGUCGUGAAAUACAGCAAUCAAAAUACAAUUAUACUAUUCCAUCCGUAUUUACUGAUAUUUUAUAUACGAAAAAUCCUCGUUAUUGGGGACAAUUUCAAGUUAAUCCACAAAUAUUUCGAUCGAACAAAAGUGGUGUAUUACUAUUGAAUGGAGAUUUAGAUUACAAUUCACCAAUGUACACAGCACAACAAACUCAAAAAUGGUUUCAAUCUGAACAAAUUCGUACAAAAUUAAUCGAAAUGAAAGGUUUAACUCAUGUUACGGGUGUACAAUCGUAUACUAAAAAAGAUGGAUUUCAAUCAACAACAUGUACAGAUCAGAUUAUCGUUCAAUUAUUGUAUCAACAGGAAUUGAAUUUAGAUUUAGACACGAUAAAUUAUACAUGUAGUUUGAAAGAAAAUUUAAUUAGUAUUGAUUGGAUGUGUUCGAAUCCUAUCGUCAAUCAAACAUUGUACAGAUUAUUUGGUAAUUCAACUACAGAUUACUGGGGAAUAAAUGAAACAUCUGAUUAA
Molecule: messenger RNA, 1749 nt
Organism: Rotaria sordida
Lineage: Eukaryota; Metazoa; Rotifera; Eurotatoria; Philodinida; Philodinidae
Source: the annotation of a GenBank genome assembly